This is a messenger RNA of Rubroshorea leprosula, 1205 nucleotides long. Lineage: Eukaryota; Viridiplantae; Streptophyta; Magnoliopsida; Malvales; Dipterocarpaceae. The record is from the annotation of a GenBank genome assembly.
CUUCUAUAAGAGGAUAGGCGAAAUGCAAGACUCCCGGGAUAUGGGAUAAAGGCUACUCUUUUAAGGGAAAUUGAAAGAAACUGUUAAAGAUAGAGUUCAUUGUAAUUGUAACUUCAUUUUCCCUUCUUUAGCAAAGGUAAGAAAGCGAUGACUAGUAGAUCCGGGGUACCUAGAAAGCGAAAAAAUGUUCCCAUGGUCAUGAUUGUUGACUAAACCGCCCUUUCUCUGAUUCCUCUUGCCGACUCUGAACUAACUCAUGCUUGAAUGUGAACAAGCGAUAGUACAGAAAGCAGCAUUAUAAUGAUUUGAUUACCUUCUUCCCUUCCUUAUAGUAGGAAUUCUCUCUCGAACCCUGGGCAAGGAACCCGAUAAAAGCUUUAGUUAAAAGCUUUCAGCGUCUUCUUGCUCUUCUUUCAUGAGAAGUUGUGAUCAGCUUAGCAAUAAAGAGCUCUUCUUUAGCGAAAGUCGGAUUCGGAUUCUGCUUGAGCGGCCUUCUCUCUCUAAAGGGAAGCUUUCACGUGGCAAUCGAGCUGCCAUUGAUGGAGAAAAUCCUGCUAUAAAAAGGGAGUUGGCAGAGGUAGAAUCGGCAUCUGUCUCGCCUGCUGGAAAGCUUGACUUGGCUAUUGAAAUAAGCAGCAGAUUUAUCAAAUCAACUUAAUUAAGGAGAAUCCGUUCUUGGAAGAAUUUCUACUAUAAAGGAGUUCUCAUACCCAGUGAAAUGAUUAAGGAAUUUUCCCGCCUCAAGGGAAUGCUUGAAAUAAGCUUCUGUCGUUAGAACGAGAAUAGCUCAAGUGGAAUCUCUUUCUUUUUGGAGGGUUCCGGAAUUGAUAGAUCUAGAGGAAGAUUAAUGUGCAACAGUCUCUUUCCUCCCUCUUCUCUUUCUGCCUUUAUGUUGGGAAAGCGAGGGUCAAAGCCAAUCAUACUCCAACAGGGAAAGCAAAGCUAGUCCCUUCAGAAAUCAGUCUCGUUUAGUUUGUCGUAGGAUGACGGGUUACCGGUCAUAAAGAAACGAGUCCCUUUCGUACUCGGCCCAGGGCCACGAUCCUUUGCAAAACCUCCUGCCUCUUGACACUUGACUGGAGAGCUGCUGGAACUAUAUACGCUAUUACUAUCAAGCAAUUAGAGACAAGCAGGGUUAGAACCUUCAAAGAGCCGUAUCUCUGUCCUCUAAACCGUUCAAAAAUCUAUCCCAGAUAUACUGAAUC